Messenger RNA from Frankliniella occidentalis (western flower thrips), 985 nucleotides. RefSeq lists its product as uncharacterized. The record is from RefSeq and is a predicted model, not a curated record. The transcript has 5 exons. Lineage: Eukaryota; Metazoa; Arthropoda; Insecta; Thysanoptera; Thripidae. Bases 99 to 917 code for a protein of 272 amino acids.
CUCGCGGUGGGCCGACGAGCACCUCGACGAGCACCUGUGCGCUGGCCACCCCGACUGUUGUUGACGUCGCCGUCGCUCGUUCACACCUCAACUCAAGCAUGGCGGGCUGCAUCGCGUUCACCGCGCUCGCCACGCUCCUGGUAUUGGCGACGGCCAAUUCUCACCUCGUCGCCGGGAAGGGCGCCGGGGUCCUGCACGAUGGAGCCCCCAACGGCCAUUUGUCAGAGGAGCACGUCGUACUGAUGUUGAGCCAGGACGGCGCACACACCAAGCUGGAGCAGUGGCUGGAGGACGCGGUGUACCUAUUCAGGGACAAGAUGAACAAGAGUCAGCCCGAUCUCGGCCUGCCCGUGCUGGACCCCUUCUCCCUCCAGUCCGACAAGCCCAUCGUAGUGGACAACAAGGCGGCGCACCUCGACGUCACCUCGUACAGCGUGCUGGCCAAGAGCCUCUCCUCGCUCGAGGUCCAGGACCUGAGCCUGUACCUGAUGGAGCGAACGGGCGUGGUGGACGUCUCUUUGAAAGAGUUCACCGCCGACUUUGGCGUGGUGGUGGGGGAGGGCAGCUGGGUCAGCCCGCUCAAGAUUCCCCUUCGCGACCACCUUAAAAUCAGCUUUUCUUCCCCGCAUAUUUCAAUUCGCACCCGCACUAAAAUCACGUUAAGCGACGCCAAGCUGCACGUGGUAUCGGCUCGGAUCAAACUGGACCUCGGGGACUGGAAGUUUGCGAUCACGCACGAGGGCGAAGGAACCUCGGAGCACAACCCAGGCCUCGACGAGCUGCUGUCUGACUUGGUGCGGGACUUGGCGCCGUCCCUCAUCGAGGCAUGGAUGCCUGUCCUCGAGAAGUACGUCACCGCGCUGCUGGACGAGAAGCUCCAGAAGGUCCAGAUCAGCGACCUGAUUCCGCACGACUAGACGCGGAUGCAUUAUGCUAUGCGUCCACACCCCUAAACCUACAUCCAAUAAACCAGCGUCUCUUUUCA